Messenger RNA from Sinocyclocheilus anshuiensis, 900 nucleotides. Its product is annotated as C-type mannose receptor 2-like. Bases 79 to 900 code for a protein of 273 amino acids. The transcript has 5 exons. The record is from RefSeq and is a predicted model, not a curated record. Lineage: Eukaryota; Metazoa; Chordata; Actinopteri; Cypriniformes; Cyprinidae.
CUGAAUGAUUUAGAUCUCAAUGGAGGCUGGCAGUGGGCUGACUCCGCCCCUCUCAAAUAUCUAAACUGGGAAACAGAAAUGCCAAGCUAUGAUGAGGAGGAAAACUGUGGAGUGAUCAGCACCGAUGCUCAGGGUCGCUGGCACAACCGGGACUGUUCAGUGGCUCUGCCUUACAUUUGCAAGAAACGACCCAAUGCCACACUCGACCCCUUCACCACAGACUCCUGGGCAGAUGACAGGCGGUACCAGUGUAAUGUAGGCUGGCAAAACUUCCAGGUGGGCUGCUAUAGGCUGAACUCAGACAACCUGGACUGGAGCUCUGCCCACAAAAUGUGUCAGAAGAUGGAGGCUAACCUUGUUAGCAUCCACACCCUCCCAGAGCUUGAAUUCAUCACUAAGCAUAUGAAGAAAGAUAUAGAGGAGUUAUGGAUUGGUCUACAUGAUACAGCUAUGCAGAUGAACUUUGAAUGGACAGAUCACACUCCAGUCAUAUUCACUUACUGGCAUCCAUUUGAACCCAACAAUUUCCGAAAUGUUAAUGAGGAUUGUGUCACCAUCUGGGGGCCUGUAAUUUACCCUGCAUCUGAGCUGCUCAGCCGCAAGCGCUGGAGACACAGCCAGAUAUUGGCAGACCAGUUCUGGAGCUGUUAUCUGCGUAACUACCUGCCCGGACUCCAGUCUCGCCAGAAAUGGCAACAAGAGAAAGACAACCUGACAGUAGGGACAGUGGUUAUGAUUGCUGAUCCACAAUUCCCCAGAGCACUCUGGCCCAUUGGGACUGUGAAAGCUGUCCAGGCCGGAGCUGAUAAUAAAGUAAGAGCUGCAGAAAUCCAGGUCAAAAACAGAACCUACAUCAGACCUGUUGUCAGACUUAUUAAGCUCCUUUCACUCCCUGAAUGA